Lolium rigidum is the source of this 3166-nucleotide messenger RNA. RefSeq names its product probable transmembrane GTPase FZO-like, chloroplastic. Gene Ontology annotation, molecular function: GTP binding. Gene Ontology annotation, biological process: thylakoid membrane organization. NCBI's taxonomy places the organism in Eukaryota, Viridiplantae, Streptophyta, Magnoliopsida, Poales, Poaceae. Gene Ontology annotation, cellular component: chloroplast membrane. The record is from RefSeq and is a predicted model, not a curated record.
AUGGCAAACGUCUGGUAUGAAUAUUUAAACCACCCGCUUGCAGCCGUUGCGGCCGUGCUCCUACCCUAUCCAACCAAAUCCGCGACAAACUGUCCGCCACCUCCCACUGCUCACCUCACCUCUGCUCCGCUGUCCACCGCGCGGGCACUCCCAUCCCUCUCGCUCCCCAUGUUCGCCGCUUCCACCGCCACCGCCACCAUCCGCCUCUUCUUGCCGCGCCCGGCCGCCGCCUGCCACCCCCUCCUCCUCCCACGCCGUCGCCCCCGCCACCGCUGCGCCGUCGAUGCCAGCAGCUCCGCCAAGGAGCCGCCCAGGACGCUGUUCCCCGGCGGCUUCAAGCGGCCGGAGAUCCAGGUCCCGGCGCUCGUCCUUCGCGUUGGCGUCGACGAGGCGCUCGGGACCGGCGACGCGGUGGCCGCCGCCGUGGCGCGGGGCGUGGGGAUCGUCGUGCUCGAGGCCGGGGAGGAGGGCGGCGGCCGCGCGUACGAGGCCGCUCGCGCGCUCAAGGCGGCGGUCGGGGACCGCGCCUACCUGCUGAUCGCGGAGCGAGUCGACGUCGCCUCGGCGGUCGGGGCCAGCGGCGUCGUGCUAGCCGACGAUGGCAUUCCUGCUAUUGUUGCAAGGAGUAUGAUGAUGAAAUCCAACUCCGACUCCAUAUAUCUCCCUCUUGUCGCUAGAACUAUACGGUCUUCGGACUCUGCAAGAAGCGCUACAAGUUCUGAAGGGGCUGAUUUUCUUAUCGUAAAUACGGGGACCGAUGACUUCUCGGCUGUUUUUGAUGAUGCUGGUGCCCAGCAUGUGAAGAUUCCAGUUUUCUUCACUUUAAACGAUGUACAAAGUGAAGGGUCGUAUUCCGAUACCACAUCCAAGCUGCUCCAGUCAGGCGCUUCUGGAGUUGUUCUGUCUUUGGCUGGCAUCCAACAUCUCGGUGACAAUAUCAUAGAAAGGGAUUUCAUUAAAGUGGGUGCCGCUGAUAGUGUACCACAAGUCACUUACUCUUCUUCCAGUACGCUGGAAGAAACAAAUAAUGUAAUGGUCCUAACCCGUGAGAAGACAAAAAUUGCUGGAUUUACCAAACUGGAUGAAAGAGUGAUGCAGCUAAUAGCGAUGGAAAAGCCUAUUCUCAGUGAAGCUGUUGCUGUUAUCCGCAAGGCAGCACCAAUGAUGGAAGAGGCGGAACUUCUAGUUGAUGCUGCUUCACGCCUGAGUGAGCCAUUUUUGUUGGUUAUUGUGGGAGAAUUUAACUCGGGAAAAUCAACUUUCAUAAAUGCUCUACUUGGAAGGAAGUAUCUUCAGGAAGGAGUUGUACCCACGACAAAUGAGAUCACACUGCUGUCGUAUUCAGAGGUUGAUUCUGAAAGCAUAGAACGUUGUGAGAGGCACCCAGAUGGUCAAUUCACAUGCUAUUUAUCGGCUCCAAUUUUAAAGGAGAUGAACCUAGUCGAUACACCAGGAACAAAUGUUAUUCUCCAGAGGCAACAGCGACUCACUGAAGAAUACGUGCCACGAGCUGACUUAAUACUCUUUGUCCUUUCAUCAGAUAGACCAUUGACUGAGAGUGAGGUCGGAUUUCUCCAGUAUGUCCAGCAGUGGAAGAAGAAAGUUGUAUUUGUUCUAAACAAAUUGGACCUCUAUCGGAACAGUGACGAGCUUGAAGAGGCCAGUUUCUUUAUCAAGGAAAAUGCAAGAAAAUUGCUCAACACCGAGGAUGUAACACUGUUUCCUGUAUCUUCACGUUCUGCUCUGGAAGUCAAACUUUCAUAUUCAAAAAACAAUGGUAGAGAGCAUUAUGGGGAAGUUUUGUCAAGUGAUCCUAGAUGGAGAAGCAGCAAGUUCUAUGAUCUUGAGCAUUACCUAUUGAGCUUUUUAGAUGGAUCAACAGAUAAUGGGAAGGAAAGGGUCCGGCUGAAACUUGAAACACCAAUUGGAAUUGCAGACCGUUUGCUAACUUCAUGUCAAAGACUUGUGAAACUAGAAUAUGAAAAGGCUAUUGAUGACUUGACAUCCAUCAGAGAUCUUGUUUCUGGUGCAAAAAACUAUGCUGAGAAAAUUGAGGCUGACAGCUAUUCCUGGCAGAAGCAGAUUUCAUCUCUUAUCGAGAGAGCAAAAAGUCGAGCUAUAACCCUCAUGGAAUCUACGCUUCAGUUGUCAAAUAUUGACCUUAUUUUUACAUACAUGCUUACGGGAGAAAAAGGCCCUUCCGCCAAAGCCACAUCAUUUGUUCAAAAUGAUAUUCUGAGUCCUGCCCUCGAUGAUGCAGUCGAUUUACUGAGUGAAUAUUCAACAUGGUUGAGUUCUAGCAAUACCCGUGAAGCAAAUUUGUAUCUGGAAUGUUUCCACGAAAGAUGGGAUUCAUUGAUUACUCAGGAAGAAAGGCUCCCAUCAGAUCCAAAUGGGCUUGUUAAUGAGGGAGAGAAACUCAGCAUCAAGGCACUGAAUGGUUUCAGUGCUAGUGCUGCUGCUAAGGUUUUCGAAGAAGAAAUUCGUGCAGUGGCUACAGGAACUUUUGGAGGGCUUGGUGUCGCUGGACUGUCAGCAUCUCUUUUAACCUCUGUUCUGACAACUACGCUCGAAGAUCUACUUGCUCUUGCUCUUUGCUCAGCUGGCGGAUUUUUUGCAAUAUCUAACUUCCCUGGUCGACGGAAACUUGCGGUAGAGAAGGUCAGCAAGGCUGCGGAUGAACUAUCUCGUAAAGUUGAUGAAGCUAUUCAGAAGGAUAUAUCUCAGAGUGCUAGCAAGCUUGUCCAAUUUGUCGACGUUGCCAGUAAACCAUACCAGGAUGCGUGCCAGCGAAAAAUAGAUUGGCUGCAGGGUGUUCAGAGUGAGUUGUCUGAUGGCGAGCGUAAGCUCCAAAGUUUGAAAGUCGACAUCCAAAAUCUCCAUGGAUUAUAACAGCAUUACGUUUUUGUUGACGUUUUCUUUGUUUGUUUGCACUUACACGCGCUCAUCAAUUUUUUUUGGUGUUGUACUGUGAUGAUGCUGGUGUAGGGCAGUUGUUGUAGGAUAGAUAUGUGUGUAGUAUAUAUAUGUUGUACUUUCCAACCAAAUGCCACAAGUUCAGUGAAGCACAGAGGGCCUGCACACGAGCUGUGUAAAUUGUAAUGGACCACAUCGGUACCCUACUGCUCUAUGGAAAUGUUAGAAAUCAGUCUGUUAUUAAUGUCAA